AUGACAAUUCAUACCUUAGAUAUACCGUCUUUACCACCUCAUCCAGAUGUGGUAUCCAAAGGGACAGUUCAUGUCCCGAUAUCACCGAUAUCAGUUUGGCCAGUAGAUAAUAUACCUUCCUUAUAUACGUUUCCAGCUGAAUUGGAUGUUGACAAAUUGAAAAGAGCGAUUCAGUUAUUAAGUACCGUUUUCCCUAGUAUAGCAGGUAGAUUUGAGAAAAGGAAAAAGGAUGAUAAAGACGAGGAUGAGAAUAGAAUUGGAAUUGGAAUUGAAAGUGGGAGUGAAUUCUACUUUAAUCUCACUCAAUCUCCUAUUCCACUGGAAAUCCAAUCAUUGACAAUCUCAGGACCGCCCUUCCCAUCUAAACGAGUGAUCCAAGAAACUCUAGAACCUUAUUUACCUGAUCUGGGAAUGGAAUAUGUGCGCGCCGGGACGGAUCGACCUCUUUUCAAAAUUCGUUAUACGACUCUUCUGCCUUCCCGAGAGAGUAUACUGGGUUUUUCAUGGGCUCAUAUCUUGGGCGAUGCAGCUGCUUCUUUGACCGCCCUUAAAUGGUUAGAAUCAUUUUAUGUAAAUGAUAUCAAGGCUUUUGAUAGUUCAAAUUCUCAAUUCGCAUUACCCAAUUAUGGUCCACACGUCACUCUACCUCCUCUACCAAACGGAGGUGGGAUUACACUGAAAAACCAAAGUCAAUUCGAAGGAUAUCCCGUCGAUCAAAGAUCCAAUAUGUAUUCCGAAUCAAGAAAAGGUUCAGAAAGAAUCGAUAUCACUCUAUCUCAACAUGAAAUUGAUAUUCGAAAGAAUCAAGUUGUAUCGAUUCAGAGAGAACGUGGAGGUGAGGAUACGAAUCUGAUAUUGAGUAGUCAAGAUAUAAUUAGUGGUUGGGUGAUAACUUUACUCAGAAGAGCUGGACAUGUAAUAAAUGGAGUUAUAUACGUUUGUGAUUUUCGAAGAUUUUGUCAAUCACAUCCAUCAAUCCCAUCGACACUACCUUAUCUCGUGGGGAAUAUCGCUCAGAUGCGUCAAAUAUCCCUUCCACCUGCCUCUUCAAACGCAGAUCCGCCUGAUGAAGAGAUGAAAGAUAUAUCAAGGGACAUAUAUGAGAUUGCUAAAACGAUCAGAAAAGAAAUCAUCGAACUGAGAGAAAAUCCCGAUAUCCUGCUACCUUGGUUGUCUACCAUAGCAGGUAAUUUAGUGCAAUCAGCCGAACAAGGUAAAGGCCAAUUUGUAAUUCCUGAUCAAGGUGAAAUAAUGGUGAAUUCUCAUAUAAGAGCAAAUUGGCAUCUUUCGUUCGGUUUCCCAGAAGAUCAGACUGCGUUCCAUAAUUUCUAUUCAAACGUUCGGUUCUUGAGGAUAUAUCAAUCGAAUCCUAUACCAGGUGAAAAUCCCCCAAUCAGGAGAAUAGAAUUGACGAUAAACGUUCCGAAAGACAUGAAAUGGGUCGUUGAUGAUUUGGUAGGGAAGGAUAAGAAGAAGUGGAAUGAGGUGAAGUGA
This is a messenger RNA of Kwoniella shivajii, 1494 nucleotides long. RefSeq lists its product as uncharacterized. The transcript is spliced from 4 exons. NCBI's taxonomy places the organism in Eukaryota, Fungi, Basidiomycota, Tremellomycetes, Tremellales, Cryptococcaceae. The record is from RefSeq and is a predicted model, not a curated record. Bases 1 to 1494 code for a protein of 497 amino acids.